GUGGGCCUGCCUACCUCCCAGUCUCCUGUUUGUCUUGCCCCCUUUGAAGGAUGAGUAACUGAAUCAUGUGGGCCUGCCUGGCGGUUUCUUUAAACAGGCAGUGAUUUCUCAAGGAAUUUAAAAGCAACUGUCCUAGGAAAAGCCCCAAAUCAGAAAGUUAAAGGAUCACUCUAUUUAUUGUUUUUAAAGUCCUAAGGACCCAUCUCCUAAAGUGCUUAAAGAAAAUUUGACAACAUGGCUUCCCCACCGCACCAGCAGUUACUGCAUCACCACAGCACUGAGGUGAGCUGUGACUCCAGUGGAGACAGUAACAGUGUGAUGGUCAGAAUCAACCCCAAACAGCACCAGGGUUGCUCCUCUUCCAAGCAUUGCAAGUACAGCAUCUCCUCCAGCUGUAGCAGCUCUGGGGAGUCAGGAGGUGCCCGCAGAGCAACAGGAGGAGGGGGAAGCAGUGGUGCAGGUUUGCGCAAGAAGAAGCUGCCGCAGCUUUUUGAGAGAGCCUCCUCCAGGUGGUGGAACCCCAAGUUCGACUCCAACAACCUGGAAGAGGCCUGUAUGGAGAGAUGCUUUCCGCAGACCCAGCGUAGGUUUCGCUAUGCCCUUUUCUACAUAGGUGUGGCCUGUCUCCUCUGGGGUAUAUAUUUUGGAAUCCACAUGAGAGAGAAACUGAUUGUCUUCAUGGUGCCAGCUCUGUGCUUCCUCUUAGUAUGUGUAGCAUUUUUUCUGUUCACUUUCACUAAGACCUAUGCCCAGCAUUAUGUGUGGACCUCACUGAUCCUCACCCUCCUGGUUUUUAUUUUGACUCUGGCUCCACAGUUCCAAGUUUUGACACCUAUCUCAGGAAGUGAUGACACAUCCAAUCAUACUUCCCCUGUGAGAGCCACAGACACUUGCCUUUCUCAAGUAGGCAGUUUUUCUAUGUGUGUUGAAGUGCUCUUGUUGCUCUACACAGUAAUGCACUUACCUUUGUAUUUAAGCUUGUUUCUGGGACUAUCCUACUCAGUCCUUUUUGAAACCUUCGGUUAUCAUUUCAGUGAUGAGGACUGCUUUGCACCCCUUGGAGCCAGUGUAAUUUACUGGGAACUGCUGAGUAAAGCCUUGCUUCACAUCUGUAUCCAUGCUAUUGGUAUUCAUUUAUUUAUCAUGUCUGAAGUCAGAUCAAGGAGCACAUUCUUGAAAGUGGGGCAAUCAAUCAUGCAUGGAAAAGAUUUGGAAGUGGAAAAAGCACUGAAAGAGAGGAUGAUUCAUUCUGUGAUGCCAAGAAUAAUAGCUGAUGACUUAAUGAAACAGGGGGAUGAUGAAAGUGAGAACUCAGUCAAACGUCAUUCCACCUCAAGCCCCAAAAACAGGAAGAAAAAACCCUCCAUACAGAAAACCCCCAUUAUAUUCCGUCCUUUUAAAAUGCAGCAGAUUGAACAAGUGAGUAUUUUGUUUGCGGAUAUUGUUGGCUUUACUAAAAUGAGUGCAAACAAAUCUGCCCAUGCAUUGGUGGGGCUUUUGAACGAUCUGUUUGGCCGCUUUGACCGUCUGUGUGAGGACACCAAAUGUGAGAAGAUAAGUACUUUGGGAGACUGUUAUUAUUGUGUAGCAGGAUGCCCAGAGCCCCGAGCGGAUCAUGCCUAUUGCUGCAUUGAGAUGGGUUUGGGUAUGAUUAAAGCCAUAGAGCAGUUUUGCCAAGAGAAAAAAGAAAUGGUGAACAUGAGAGUUGGAGUUCACACUGGGACAGUCCUUUGUGGCAUUUUGGGGAUGAGGAGGUUUAAGUUUGAUGUGUGGUCCAAUGAUGUCAACUUGGCCAAUCUAAUGGAGCAGUUGGGAGUGGCUGGAAAGGUCCAUAUUUCGGAAGCUACUGCCAAAUAUUUGGAUGACCGUUACGAAAUGGAGGAUGGAAAGGUGAUUGAACGAGUUGGCCAGAGUGUGGUAGCUGACCAGUUAAAAGGUUUGAAGACUUACCUGAUAUCUGGUCAGAAAGUGAAGGAGUCCCAUUGCAGCUGUUCACAGGCAUUGGUUACUGAUCUGGAGGUAGGAGACGGAGCCAACAUACAGGGAGCGUCAUCAGCUGAGAAUAUUGGUGACUUGGCAAAGACUCACAAACACUCUGAGAAACCCAAGACGUGUCCUUCAUGUAGUGUUACAUUUGCUCCCAACAGUGAUGUCAGUAUAGAGGAAGGAGCUAUCCAAAAUGGCUGUCAGGAUGAACAUAAAAACAAUACCAAGACUCCUGGACGACGCAGUCCAAAGACCCAGAAUGGACUUUUGCGUCCUCCACGGGACGAGAAGCUGAGCAACAGCCAGACAUCACUUUAUGAGAUGUUGCAGGAGAAAGGAAGAUGGGUAGGAGUGAGUUUGGACCAGUCGGCACUCCUUCCACUGAGGUUCAAAAACAUCAGAGAGAAGACAGAUGCUCAUUUUGUGGAUGUGAUUAAAGAAGACAGCCUGAUGAAAGACUAUUUCUUUAAACCACCAAUUAACAAGUUGAGCCUGAACUUCCUGGAUGGGGACUUGGAGAUGGCUUACAGGACCAGCUAUCAGGAAGAGGUUAUAAAGAAUGCUCCUGUGAAGACGUUUGCCAGUGCUACCUUCAGUUCACUCCUGGAUGUGUUCCUGUCCACCACAGUCUUCCUCAUACUCUCGAUCACCUGUUUCCUGAAACAUGGGAUGGCCCUAUCCCCUCCCCCACCUGCAGCAGUUGUGGUGUUCAUCAUUGCCAUCCUGCUAGAGGUGCUGUCUCUUAUCGUCUCAAUUAGAAUGGCAUUCUUUCUGGAGGAGGUGAUGAUUUGUACUAAGCGCCUGCUGGAGGUGAUUGCUGGCUGGCUGCCUCGACAUUUCAUCGGUGCAAUCCUAGUUUCCCUCCCGGCUCUUGCAGUUUUUUCACAUUUCACCUCUGACUUUGAAACCAACAUACAUUAUACCAUGUUUAUGUGUUGUGCGAUUCUCAUCACCAUUGUCCAGUACUGUAACUUCUGCCAGCUGAGCUCCUGGAUGAGAUCAUCAUUGGCCACUAUUGUAGGAGUGGUGCUCCUCAUCUUGCUCUACAUCUCUUUAUGUCCAGACAGCUCCACUGAAACUUCCCACCUAGAUUCAGUACAGAACUUUAGCUCUAGGAAGAAUCCAUGCAACAGUUCAGUGCUAAAUGAUAUAAACAAACCAGCAGACCGGAUUGGCCAGGAAGUGAUACUGGUUUUCUUUCUCCUACUCCUUUUGGUUUGGUUUCUGAAUCGUGAAUUUGAAGUCAGUUACCGCCUCCACUACAAUGGAGAUGUAGAGGCUGAUCUUCACCGCACCAAAAUUCAGAGCAUGAGGGAUCAAGCUGACUGGUUGCUGAGGAAUAUUAUUCCAUAUCAUGUGGCGGAGCAGUUGAAGGUUUCCCAGAGCUACUCCAAAAACCAUGAUAAUGGUGGAGUGAUCUUUGCUAGCAUUGUGAACUUCAGUGAAUUCUAUGAAGAGAAUUAUGAGGGGGGCAAGGAAUGCUAUCGAGUCCUAAAUGAAUUGAUUGGGGACUUUGAUGAGUUGCUCAGCAAACCACAUUACAGCAGCAUUGAGAAAAUCAAAACAAUUGGGGCAACCUACAUGGCUGCCUCUGGACUGAACACCGCACAAUGUCAGGACAAUAACCAUCCACAUGGACAUUUGCAAACCCUUUUUGAAUUUGCCAAAGAAAUGAUGCGAGUGGUGGAUGACUUCAACAACAAUAUGCUGUGGUUUAAUUUUAAACUUCGUGUUGGCUUUAACCAUGGCCCUCUCACUGCUGGGGUCAUAGGCACCACCAAGUUAUUGUAUGACAUUUGGGGUGAUACCGUGAACAUUGCUAGCAGGAUGGACACUACUGGCGUGGAGUGCCGGAUACAGGUGAGUGAGGAGAGCUACCGUAUCCUAAAUAAGAUGGGAUAUGACUUUGAUUAUAGGGGGACAGUCAACGUGAAGGGGAAAGGUCAGAUGAAAACCUACCUUUACCCAAAAUGCAUGGACAAUGGGGUUGUGCCACAUCACCAGUUAUCUAUAUCUCCAGACAUCCGGGUUCAAGUGGAUGGCAGCAUUGGGCGGUCUCCUACCGAUGAGAUUGCCAAUCUGGUGCCUUCUGUACAGAAUUCUGACAAGACAUCCCAGGGCUCAGAUAACAACUUAGAACCCAAGGAUAUGCUUCCAUCCUACAAGAAGCUCCAAAAAGAGUCAGUGAAAGCAGAAGACAGGUGCAGGUUUGGCAAAGCUGUAAAGAAUGAUUGUGAGGAAGCAGAAACUGAGGAGGUCAAUGAACUGACAAAGUUAAAUAUCUCUAAGAGUGUAUGA
Emys orbicularis (European pond turtle) is the source of this 4284-nucleotide messenger RNA. It is a transcript of the gene ADCY9, whose product is annotated as adenylate cyclase 9. Gene Ontology annotation, molecular function: adenylate cyclase activity. Gene Ontology annotation, biological process: adenylate cyclase-activating G protein-coupled receptor signaling pathway; intracellular signal transduction; cyclic nucleotide biosynthetic process. The coding region runs from base 235 to 4284 and encodes 1349 amino acids. Lineage: Eukaryota; Metazoa; Chordata; Testudines; Emydidae. The record is from RefSeq and is a predicted model, not a curated record. The transcript has 10 exons. Gene Ontology annotation, cellular component: plasma membrane.